This is a messenger RNA of Prorocentrum cordatum, 2558 nucleotides long. The record is from the annotation of a GenBank genome assembly. NCBI's taxonomy places the organism in Eukaryota, Dinophyceae, Prorocentrales, Prorocentraceae.
AUGCGGGUGCUCGCUCUCGACGUGGCGUCAAUCGAGCUGGUCGAGCUCGGAGUGCUGACGAGAGCGAAGGCGGAGUUGCUUCCGCUCGUUCGUGUACAGGUCAGCGGCCACUGGGCCAGUGUCGGCGUGGACAUCGCCGACGAGGAGGUGGACAGCAUCGCCUUAUCGGCGUUGCAGCUGGGCGCCGUGGAUGUGGCAGAGGUGCACUCGCCGCAUCGGUUCUCGGCGCGAGCGGCGGAGUUCCAGCUGCGCCCGGGCUUCGCGGCGGACCUGGAGGAACUCAAGGAGGACGGGACGCCGUGGGACUUGCGGCGACCCGAGGACAACAAGGAGCUCGAGGAGCUGCAGGAGCGGAUGGAUCCCAUCCUGCUUACGGGGUCCCCUCCAUGCGAGAAGUUCAGCUUGCUGAGGGGCCUGAGCGCCAAGUUCAGGACCGAUGAGCAGGAGGCGGCUGAGAUGGAGGAGGCCAGUCACCACCUGAAGGACAUCGUCAAGGAGCUGGUCGCGCAUCCAGGAGUCUUCACGGUCAAAGGCCCCAUGUGUCGGCGGGGCAUGAAGCUCACGAACCCACGCAGUGGCCAGGAGGAGUUCGUGCGCAAGGAGACCGGGUGGGUCACCAACCACCCAGGCUUGGCUCGGAGACUGCAGGGCACUUGCAGCAAUGUGGACGGACGCGCGGAGUGGCAUCGCCACAUCACGCUCGCGGGCGGCAUCGCGCGGUUCGCGAAGGUCUAUCCACCGAAGUUGGUGGAGGCGGUGCUGGAGGAGCUCAAGGACACGCUGAACGACGUGGGGGAGCUCAGCACCGCCCAGGUGCAGCAGUCGGGCCCAGUCCCGGUGGACGCGGCGGUGCCGCCCGGGGACUGGACGAGCUACUGGGACGACGUCAACGGCGGCUACCUGGAGGCAGGCCUUGUGGCCCAGGCUCGCGCGGUCGAGCGCGAGUGGGUCAAGAAGCAGGAGCUGAUCGAGAUCGUCCCGAGGUCUCAGGCUUUCGCUGAGACUGGGCGUCCGCCCAUCCCACUCAAGUGGGUCGACACGAACAAGGGCGACGCGGAGAGGCCCAACUACAGGAGCAGGCUCGUCGUGAAGGAGAUCAAGGCGAAGAAGCGUCCGGACGAGCAGCUGGAGGCGCCCGAGGUCUUCUCGGCAAUGCCUCCUCUGGAGGCCAUGCGGUCGCUGGUCUCGCUGAUGGUCACGUGGACGCGGGAAGCACCGCUCCACAUUCAGGAGUCGCUUCGCAAGAAGGGCAGGAAGCCGGGCAACUUCAAGAUCGGCUUCUUCGACAUCAGCAGGGCGCACUUCUACGGGAAGGCGCAGCGAAGGAUCUUCGUGGAGCUGGAGGAGGAGAGUCGCAAGGAGCACGGCGAGGACAAGUGUGGCUUACUCCUCAAGUCCUGGUACGGCACGCAGGACGCCAGCAAGAUCUGGCAGGGCGACUACACGGAGCUGUUGGAGGAACACGGCUACAAGGCGGGCAUGUCAUGCCCAGCGGUCUUCUACAAGGAGGUGGACGAGACAAGGCUGCUGGGGCACGGCGACGACUUCGCGGCGCUGGCUCAGCAGCAGGACAUCGACAGCUUCGAAGCCACGUUGGGCAAGAAGUACGAGUUCAAGAAGACUGCGAACCUCGGCUUCGACGAGGGCGAUGACAAGCAGGCGGUCUUCCUGAAUCGGGUCAUCGAAGUCAGUGCGGGAGUUCCGCCUGGCGGUGGCCGUCCCUGCCGGCAUGCGAUGAUUGAGCCGGACAAGCGGCACGCAGAGAUCGUGAUCGACGAGCUGGGUCUCAGCAAGGCCAACGGCGUGGACACGCCGAUGGAGAAGCGCAGCGCCGACAAGCAGAUGAUGGACGCGAAGUCAGCGGCGCUGGGAGCGGCGGAAGCUUCGCGCUUCCGAUCCCUCACCAUGAGGGUAGCCUACCUGUCUCAGGACAGGCUGGACUUGGCAGAGGCAUCGAAGACGCUCGCCAGGUCUAUGCAGACGCCGACGGAGGCGAGUUGGCUCAUGCUCAAGAGGGUUUGCCGCUACCUCAAGCGGCAUCCCAGUACGGUGACGGUCUUCACGGAGCAGAAGAUGUUCGACAAGAUCCGGGUGUACGUGGACUCCGAUCAUGCGGGCUGUGCAGUCACUCGGAAAAGUACGGGAGGCUUCGUGGCGAUGCUGGGGCAUCACGUCGUCAAGCACGGCAGCAAUCUGCAGUCGACGGUCUCUCUGAGCAGUGGGGAGAGCGAGUACUACGCCCUGGUCAAGGGCGGGAGCGUGGGCCUGGGUCUACACAGCCUCUUCGCAGACUGGGGGCUGGACCUGAAGGUGGAGCUCGCCUCAGACUCAUCGGCGGCCCGGGGCCACGUCCAACGGCGAGGUCUCGGGAAGAUGCGACAUGUUCAGUCACGAUACCUGUGGAUCCAGGAGCGUGUAGGCAAGGGCGACCUUUCGAUCGCCGCAGUUCCUGGUAAGAACAACGUCGCGGACGUGCUGACUAAGAGCGUGGGACAUCAAGUGAAGGAGUGGAUCGAAUCCAUGCUCCGCUACCUGUGGGGCUGGAUGAGUUUCCGCCG